UCGACACAUUUGUUCCUAUUUAUUGUAAUUCUGUUUGGGAAGUUUUAUCGCUAACGCCUUGAAAUACUGAAUAUCUCACUGUGAAAUCUUAAACUAGAAUCUAGUUUACCUUAUCUAGUCUAUUCAAUUUCCCAGCCUUUCACCAGACUUUUGCUACAAAACUCUCCGGUGAACCAGAAGCUACUCUCUAUCGGAAUUCACGUCUUAUUUGGAACUAUUCUGUUCUGAUCGUAGAACUACCCCGUUUGAAGUUAUUGAAAAUAAAGUCCUCUAGCUCAAACAACGAAUUCAACAAUGACUCGUCAACUAGCCAAGGCUAUGAAGAUGAAGGCUGUCAAAAGCCGAUUGCUGAACUCAAGAACCUAAACACUCGUGUAACUACGACUGUCGCUGACGAAAAGAACCUCAGGCCCCCUAUCGAUAACGAAGCUUACAGACUCACUGUACUGCAAGUAGCUUCUUUGUUCAAUGUCGACAUUGACGUUGGACUUUCUGAAGCUCAGGUAAAGAGUCAGUUCGAAAAGUUCGGCCCGAACAGCUUGGGAGCCGAUGAAAAAAUCUCGAUGGCGAAAAUCUUGGCCCACCAAGUAUUCAACGCCAUGGUUUUGAUUUUAAUCAUUUCUUUGGUGAUUGCUUUGGCAAUCAGAGAUUGGAUCUCUGGUGGUGUGAUUGGCUUCGUAGUCUUUAUCAAUGUGUUUGUAGGUUUUAUUCAGGAGUACAAGGCCGAAAAAACAAUGAAUUCAUUGAAGUCCUUGUCUUCUCCUACUGCCAAAGUGUUGAGAGAGGGUCACUCAAUCGAUAUUGACUCCGAAAACGUAGUUCCUGGUGAUAUUGUAAUCAUAGGCGCGGGAGACACGGUUCCGGCCGAUUUGAGAUUGUUCAAUGCCGUGAACUUGGAAACAGAUGAGGCAUUGUUGACCGGUGAAUCGUUGCCCGUAGCAAAGGUCCACACUGAAGUCUACACUGACGAUGUUCCUGUUCCAGUGGGAGACCGUUUGAACAUGGCCUUUUCUUCUUCUGUAGUAAGCAAGGGAAGAGGAUCUGGAAUUGUUGUUUCUACUGGUUUACAUACUGAAAUCGGCAACAUUGCCGACUCCUUGAAGAACGGUGACGAUAAGCUAAUUGUCAAGGUCGACAAGUCGACCAACCCAGGUUUCAAAGACUACUUCUUUGCUGCUCUGAAGUCUACCUACAACAUAGUCAUGAAUGUAUUGGGUACCAAUGUCGGUACACCUUUGCAGAGGAAGUUGUCUUGGUUGGCUAUCUUCUUGUUCUGGGUGGCUGUCUUGUUUGCUAUUGUAGUUAUGGCUUCACAGAAGAUGAGAGUCACCAAAAAUGUUGCCAUCUAUGCCAUUUGUGUAGCUCUUUCUAUGAUUCCUUCUUCUUUGAUUGUCGUCUUGACCAUUACCAUGGCUAUUGGAGCCCAAGUAAUGGUGACCAAGAAUGUCAUUGUUAGAAAGUUGGACUCGUUGGAAGCCUUGGGUGGUAUCAACGAUAUCUGCUCUGACAAGACUGGAACUUUGACCAUGGGUAAGAUGAUUGCCAGAAAGGUCUGGAUUCCUACUUUGGGUACGUAUAUGGUUCAAAACUCUAACGAGCCAUUUAAUCCAACAGUUGGAGAACUUGUUUACAACGAAUCUUCGCCAAAGGAAAUCAAAGAUAGUGACGAAGAAGCGGAUUAUAUUCCCAACUUUCCUGUUCCACAUCCAAACUUGUUCCUGAAGUGGAUUGACACUGCUAUUUUGGCCAACAUUGCCUCUGUCAAAUUGUCUCCUGUUGCAAAUUCUGACAAAUUGGAAUGGCAAGCUCAUGGUGAUGCUACUGAAAUCGCCAUCAAUGUCUUCACCACCAGGUUGGGCUACAGCAGAGAUUCGAUGAUAGAGGAUCAAGAAUUGGAACAUUUAGCCGAAUUUCCUUUUGACUCCAGCAUUAAGAGAAUGUCUACCGUUUACGCCAAUACUAAGUCGCUGGUUUCCACCGUAUACACCAAAGGUGCUGUGGAAAGAGUCUUGAGUAUUUGUAAGUACUGGUACAAGAAUAAAGAUGAGUUGAUUCCUCUUUCCGAGGAAGACAAGAACGUUAUUGAGGCCAACAUGGCUGUGUUGUCGUCUGAAGGUUUGAGAGUUUUGGCUUUUGCUCAACGUCAAAUCAACACUGCUAAGGAAGACGUCAACAAGAGGGAUGAUGUCGAGCAGAAUUUGGUUUUCUUGGGUUUGAUCGGUAUCUAUGAUCCUCCUAGACCAGAGAGCGCCAGAUCCGUUAAGUUGUGUCACAAGGCUGGUAUAAAUGUUCACAUGUUGACUGGUGAUCAUCCUGGUACAGCCAGAGCAAUAGCUCAGGAAGUUGGGAUUUUGCCUCACAAUUUGUACCACUACAGUGAAGAGGUAGUUAGAGUUAUGGUGAUGACAGCCAAUGAGUUUGACAGUUUGUCGGAUGAAGAAGUGGACAAUUUGCCCGUUUUGCCAUUGGUUAUUGCUAGAUGUGCUCCACAGACCAAGGUUCGUAUGAUUGAAGCCUUGCAUCGCCGUAAGAAGUUUGUGGCAAUGACAGGUGAUGGUGUCAACGACUCUCCUUCUUUAAAGAAAGCCGAUGUUGGCAUUGCCAUGGGUCUCAAUGGUUCAGAUGUCGCUAAAGAUGCUGCUGAUAUUGUGUUGACCGAUGAUAAUUUUGCUUCUAUCUUGAAUGCCAUUGAAGAAGGUAGAAGAAUGUCAUCCAACAUUCAGAAGUUUGUGUUGCAGUUGUUGGCUGAAAAUGUCGCUCAGGCCAUCUACUUGAUGGUUGGUUUGGCAUUCAUGGACAAGUCUGGCUACUCUGUUUUCCCCUUGGCCCCUGUUGAAGUAUUGUGGAUUAUUGUUGUCACCUCCUGCUUCCCGGCAAUGGGUUUGGGUCAAGAAAAAGCCCUGGACGAUAUCUUGGAUUUGCCUCCCAACAGCACCAUAUUCACCUGGGAAGUCAUCAUCGACAUGUGUGCUUAUGGUUUCUGGAUGGCUGUCUGUUGUCUUAUCUGUUUCGUUGUCAUUGUCUUCGGUAAAGGAAAUGGCUAUCUUGGAAUUGACUGCAACACUGGGUCUGGUUCUGGCUGUGACUUGGUAUUCCAGGGUAGAUCCGGUGCUUUUGCUGCCUUUACCUGGUGUGCCUUGUUUUUGAGUUGGGAAUGUUUGCACAUGAGAUUGUCGUUCUUCAAGAUGAGACCCGAGUCCGAGCACUCAUGGUGGAAGCAGUUGGGUAUGGAUCUCUGGGAAAACCAGUUCUUGUUCUGGUCUAUCAUCUUUGGAUUUGUUUCGGUGUUUCCCGUCGUUUACAUCCCUGUUAUCAACGACAAGGUGUUCUUGCAUGGUCCUAUCGGCUACGAAUGGGGUCUCUCUUUUGCUUUCACCAUCUUGUUUUUCUUGGGCGCCGAAGGAUGGAAGUGGUUCAAGAGGGUCUACUACAGAAAGACGGCUGCCAGAAACCCUGAAUACGAGUUGGAGAGAAAUGAUCCAUUCCAAAAGUACGCCUCAUUCUCUAGAAGCAACACCGUGGCAGUCAAUGUUUGAAGACAUUAGCUGGUGUGCCCUGGGGUCUGCUCUUUUUUGGCAAUUCCAACAAUAUCGCUAACGUCCAAAGUGUGAUUUUCUUAUUUAAAUUUUUUGCAAGUCCGGUAGCUUAUACCGUUGUUAAGUUUUCUACAGUUUUCUAAGGAUAUCACCUAGUUUUUUAGGUAAUACCAUCCGGAGGUUUUUAUCUUAGGAUUUCCUCCACCUUUCAGUAUGGAUCUUAGGAAAAUUUAUGUACUUUGUAGUAGAUAGGUUGGACUUUAGUUGUAAUACAUGCCAUUUCGUU
Molecule: messenger RNA, 3822 nt
Organism: Scheffersomyces stipitis CBS 6054
Lineage: Eukaryota; Fungi; Ascomycota; Pichiomycetes; Serinales; Debaryomycetaceae
Gene: ENA21
Product: Ena21p
Exons: 1
Coding region: 564-3536 (990 amino acids)
Biological process (GO): calcium ion transmembrane transport; intracellular calcium ion homeostasis
Cellular component (GO): plasma membrane
Molecular function (GO): P-type calcium transporter activity; ATP binding; ATP hydrolysis activity
Source: RefSeq, a predicted model, not a curated record